CGGGACUGAGAUACCAGUUGAUUGGAAAUGGCUUCGGUGGUAUCAAUGAAAUCAGCAAUCCUCCUGGCCGUGAUCCUACAGGCAGUGUUUUUUGGAUUCGGCAGACCAGACUCCACAACAAACUCGACUGAAUCCUCCGACUUAAACUUUACCGUGGAGAGCUGUAAUCAAACGUGCAAUCCUUCUCAAAAUCUUACGUGCUCAGGGCAUAACUGUUUCUGCGUACUUCUGAACAACAGCACCCAAGGGAAAUGCUACACCUAUUCAUGGCCCGGAAUGGAUUCCGAAGAGGCGCCUACAAACGAAGAGAUAGAGGCGGCCGCUCCUAGAUUGCAGAAUACAGAUAAAUAAAGUACUUUUGUCAUUCAC
Molecule: messenger RNA, 369 nt
Organism: Dermacentor andersoni
Lineage: Eukaryota; Metazoa; Arthropoda; Arachnida; Ixodida; Ixodidae
Source: RefSeq, a predicted model, not a curated record